CGGCAGGGAAGCUGCAGCGAGGGCUGGCAGCUGGCAGAGUCCUGAGCACCCAGCACCCAGCCCGGCUUGCACCCCAAAGCCUGGAGAAAGGCUGCUGAGCCAUUGACCUGUGGAUUCCAGACACUCCCGCUGUGCAUUCCUCUGAUCUGGAAGGUUUCCUGAAUUACGUGAUGAGAAAACCGGGUUCGAGUCCUAUCUUGUCACCAACUUCCUGAGUGACCUGAGCUGGUCCCGUCCCCUUUUGGAAUCUCCGUCUUCCGUCUCUUCGGCGAAGGGGUUGAUUUAUAAGGAUGCCUUCUGCUCUGACGCUGUGAUUUGAAUUCUGUGUUUCCACGUGACAUUCGAGAAGUCUGGCCGGCAGGAUGGAAUCUGAAAUGACAAUGGUUCUGGACUAGGCUUUGUGCUCAGCCCAGCUCAUCUUUGCCUGAGACCUAGGAGUGGCCCCAGGCUCUCCUGAUGUGCCACCAUACUUGGCAUCUGCUCUUCUUCCUGCCCCCGUAUUCCCAUGCUCCGAAGGGGAGUUCUCUUCCAUAGCAAAUCCGGGAGGAGCCGAGGAGCCAGGCCCUUUGUUCCAGACCCAGAAGCAGCCAUGGGGACCUGUGACAUUGUGACUGAAGCCGAUAUCUCAUCUGGCCCUGAGAGCAACACCACGGGCACCACAGCCUUCUCCAUGCCCGGCUGGCAGCUGGCACUGUGGGCCACAGCCUACCUGGCCCUGGUGCUGGUGGCUGUGACGGGCAAUGCCAUCGUCAUCUGGAUCAUCCUGGCCCAUCGGAGGAUGCGCACAGUCACCAACUACUUCAUCGUCAAUCUGGCGCUGGCCGACCUCUGCAUGGCUGCCUUCAACGCCACCUUCAACUUUGUCUAUGCCAGCCACAACAUCUGGUACUUUGGCCGUGCCUUCUGCUACUUCCAGAACCUCUUCCCCAUCACAGCCAUGUUUGUCAGCAUCUACUCCAUGACCGCCAUUGCUGCCGACAGGUACAUGGCCAUCGUCCACCCCUUCCAGCCUCGGCUUUCAGCCCCCGGCACCAAGGCGGUUAUUGCUGGCAUCUGGCUGGUGGCUCUCGCCCUGGCCUCCCCCCAGUGCUUCUACUCCACCGUCACCAUGGACCAGGGUGCCACCAAGUGCGUGGUGGCCUGGCCUGAAGACAGCGGGGGCAAGACGCUCCUCCUGUACCACCUCGUGGUGAUCGCCCUCAUCUACUUCCUGCCGCUCGCGGUGAUGUUCGUCGCCUACAGCGUCAUCGGCCUCACGCUCUGGAGGCGCGCAGUGCCCGGACAGCAGGCGCACGGUGCCAACCUGCGCCACCUGCAGGCCAAGAAGAAGUUUGUGAGGACCAUGGUGCUGGUGGUGGUGACAUUUGCCAUCUGCUGGCUGCCCUACCACCUCUACUUCAUCCUGGGCAGCUUCCAGGAGGACAUCUACUGCCACAAGUUCAUCCAGCAAGUCUACCUGGCACUCUUCUGGUUGGCCAUGAGCUCUACCAUGUACAAUCCCAUCAUCUACUGCUGCCUCAACCACAGGUUUCGCUCUGGAUUCCGGCUUGCCUUCCGCUGCUGCCCGUGGGUCACACCCACCAAGGAAGAUAAGCUCGAGCUGACUCCCACACCCUCCCUCUCCACGAGAGUCAACAGAUGUCACACUAAGGAGACUUUGUUCAUGGCUGGGGAUGCAGCCCCCUCCGAGGCUACCAGUGGGGAGGCGAGGCAUCCCCAGGAUGGAUCAGGGCUAUGGUUUGGGUAUGGUUUGCUUGUCCCCACCAAAACUCAUGUUGAAAUUUGAUCCCAAUGUGGCAGUGUUGGGAGGUAGGGGUUAGUGGGAGGUGUCUGGGUAUUGGGGAUCGAUCCCUUAUGAAUAGAUUAAUGCCCUCCAGCUGCAGUGAAUCAUCACUCUUGUGGGAAUGGACUAGUUCCCAAGAUAACAAGUCGUUAGAAAGAGUCUGGUGUCCUCAAUUUCCCUGUCUUGCUUCCUCUCUCACCAUGUGAUCUCUUUGCACACAACACUUCCCUUCCACUUUCCACCAUGACAAGAAGCAGCCUGAGGCCUUCACCAGAUGCAGCUGCCCAAUCCUGAAUAUUCCAGCCACCAGAAUCAUGAGCCAAAUAAACCUCUUUUCUUUAUAAA
Nomascus leucogenys (northern white-cheeked gibbon) is the source of this 2128-nucleotide messenger RNA. It is a transcript of the gene TACR2, whose product is annotated as tachykinin receptor 2. Gene Ontology annotation, molecular function: substance K receptor activity. The record is from RefSeq and is a predicted model, not a curated record. NCBI's taxonomy places the organism in Eukaryota, Metazoa, Chordata, Mammalia, Primates, Hylobatidae. Gene Ontology annotation, biological process: positive regulation of flagellated sperm motility; G protein-coupled receptor signaling pathway. Gene Ontology annotation, cellular component: plasma membrane; sperm midpiece.